CAGACUGAUAAUUAGUUGUUCUUUGCUUGGUUCCUUGAUAGUGGUCAUCCAAUACACAUUCUGCACUAACAAUUAUGAUUAUAGACAAGAUGUAUUGGAGCGCCAUAUAUCUUAUGACAUGGAACAAAAAAUGGUAGAAUACUCUGAAGCUGUUAAAAAGCAACUGCGCAGCCAUAAGAAGGACAUUCAUGUGACUAACCUGAAUUCAGAUACAAAAUCGAAAAGAAUCGCAAAGUUAAAUGAAUCAAUAAAUACAACUAAAAUAAAGAAACACAUUUCCAAUCUACAACGGCCUGACAUAAAAUAUGAUAUGUAUUCCAGGCAGACAGCAACAAAAAAGGUCUGUUCGUUUCCUAUGACUCAUGUUGCGUUUUUAAAAACUCACAAAACAGCAAGUUCAACUAUUAUGAGCAUUAUUCAGCGUUUCGGUUAUUUCCGUAAUUUGACGUUCAUUAUGCCUUUGAAGAAGAUAGACCAAUACAGAUUUAACUAUAUUGGAAAACCAGGAGAAACAAUAAGCUAUGACAAUAUCAUUCCAAAAAGAGAAGAAGAUGAAUACGAUUUACUAUGCAAUCACGUGAUCUACAACGAGGAUGCAUUUCAAAAUACCUUUCCAAAUGAUACUUUUUUAUUCACAAUUAUCAGGGAACCUCUUAAACAACUUAUUUCAACAGUAAAUUAUUAUGGAUAUACACAACAAGGAUACUUUGCUAAUAUCUUUAAUCAAAGUUUAACGAAUCCAAUGUCAGAUUAUUUGAAAUCUCCAUGGAAAUUUGAACCGAGCAAUCCACAUUAUUCCGUAACAAACAAUAAGAUGUCUGUAGACUUGGGCUUGCCAAUCGGCCAGAUAAGAAACGGAAGUUUCAUUAAAUCUUAUUUGGAAAGAUUAAAUAAAAGAUUUAAACUUGUACUUCUACAGGAAUAUUUCGACGAGUCACUCAUACUCUUUAAACGCUAUACUUGUUGGUCUUUUAAAGACAUGAUUUACAUCUCAAAAAAUAUAUGGCCGCUUCAUCAAAAUUUGAAUUUAUCAGCAGAAGAUAUAGAUAAUCACAGAAAGUGGAAUGUUGCUGACUAUGCUUUAUACGAAACUUUCUAUAAAAUAUUUUGGACAAAGGUUUUAAAGGAAAAAGAAUUUUUUGACGAGGUGUAUCAUUUUAGACGCAUUCUUCAAAAAGUAAACAUUCAUUGCUCAAAUGAUAAACAAUCAAAAAAUUUAACUAUAUUUGAUUCAAAAUGGAGUCCUGGUUUUAUCCUGACACCAGAAGACUGCAUUUUCCUCAAAUUGAACGAAACAAAAUUCAUUACAGUGAUUCAUAAAAGAAUGAUGUCACGUGCUUACCCUAAAGGUAGCAAUCCAUUCGAACAAACCGCAAGUGAACAUGAAUUGGCUCAUUUAUUUUAAUAAAUU
This is a messenger RNA of Mytilus californianus (California mussel), 1411 nucleotides long. Its product is annotated as galactose-3-O-sulfotransferase 2-like. The transcript has a single exon. Gene Ontology annotation, biological process: glycolipid biosynthetic process. Gene Ontology annotation, molecular function: galactosylceramide sulfotransferase activity. The coding region runs from base 119 to 1405 and encodes 428 amino acids. NCBI's taxonomy places the organism in Eukaryota, Metazoa, Mollusca, Bivalvia, Mytilida, Mytilidae. The record is from RefSeq and is a predicted model, not a curated record. Gene Ontology annotation, cellular component: membrane.